GGACUCACAAGUGUCAAGCAUUUUCAUCUACAGUACGCAUUUCUGCAUCUGAGAAGUGAGAACGUUGUCUUCCCCACGCACAAAGAUCAAAGUUUCAUCCAGAGUCUUUUGCACAGUCAAAGAGAAAUCAAGAAACAAAUUUGGCAUCGACUGAGUGCUGUUUCCGGGACAACCUUCAUUUCGAUACGGCAAAGUCAUUGAUCCUAAGAUAUACCUUGAGGAAUCUUGCAAGCCUAAAUGUGUGAAGUCUUUAAUUGAAUAUGGGUGACUUGUUAUCACUGUUGACGAAGUGAUGAAUGACGUGGACAGUUGGGAUGUGUAAAGAGGAUUGAUGGUGAUGAUACCGGAAGCAAGCAUUGCACUGGACAGUAUUUUGACUACUUGUCCUGUGUUGAUAAAUGCGGAAGUCUUAUCAUUGUUAUCUAAUGCAUCAUUUGGUGGUUGUCCUUUUACAUCAGUUGAGUUCUGGAUUUCGGAAUGCAGGUCGCACCAAAGCUCUUCUCAAAAUUGAAGUAACUGGGAAGUUGUUAAGAGUGCCUUACUUUGUUUCUGGUCCUAUUCGCUCUCAGUGAUGCAGAUAACUAGGUUGUAUCUGAACAACUUAAACAACUUAUCCUCAUUAGGGCUCCUCCCUUUUGAAAAUGGAGCUUUUCUAAUUAAAAUAAGUUAUGUGUU
This is a messenger RNA of Rubroshorea leprosula, 675 nucleotides long. NCBI's taxonomy places the organism in Eukaryota, Viridiplantae, Streptophyta, Magnoliopsida, Malvales, Dipterocarpaceae. The record is from the annotation of a GenBank genome assembly.